AUGUCCACUUCAUCCUGCUCCUCAGUUCAACUAACUCCCAACUCCUCUCCAAUUCCCUAUGAUUCUACAAACAAAACAAAGAAGGCUGAUAACAAUGAUAUCGACGAUGCCAAACCACGCCACCAAGCCCGGCACUCUCCAUCACAACCAACCCCUAAACUCCGACUACAUCUACAGGACCUUACCCACCCAGCGACAAAGUCGUUCAUAAACCUAAUCUCAGAUCCAAAUGCCGCGAUUAACACGGCUCUGGCCAACAUUGUAAUGUACCUAUACACAUCCCCGCCGGAACGCAAUCAAUCUAGAAAUACCAGCAGCAGCCAUGCGCCCCGCACACAUCCACAUUUCAACCCUUCAAUCCCGGCGACCCGCUCCGUUACCUUCAUAAUCCGCGACAUGCCAGGCGUAGCCUACACAACCGGCACAGAGCUUGAUUCAGACCACAAGGAGAUACAUUUUUCCCUCUCCUACAUCUCUACAGUUAGUAACACAUUCGCAGAUGCAGCGCGCGAGCUGCUGGGCGUAAUCACCCAUGAACUAGUACAUUGCUACCAGCACACCCGCCCUCAGUCUCACCCGGGGGAGGAAGAGCGGAAGAAGAAGAGGAAGAAGAAGAAGUCGAAGAAGAUGAAGCAGAAAAUGGAUAAAUCAGGGCCAGUAAUCCCAAACCCCCCCUCAGGUUUAAUCGAAGGCAUCGCAGAUUUUGUCCGUUUGAAGGCCGGACUCGUCCCGCCACAUUGGAAACGGCCCAUGAGCAAGGCUGAGCGCGGUGGGAGAUGGGAUCAGGGAUACCAGAUUACGGCAUUUUUCUUGGAAUGGAUUGAGGAUGUCAAGGUUGGGGAAGGGGCUGUGGGGAUGUUGAAUGAUCGCCUGUUGAGGGUUGGGUAUGUUGGCGAGUCGGAUGGGAAUGGAGACGGUGAGGAUGACGGAGACAAUGGAGAUGAUGGGGAUGAUGGGGAUGAUGAAGACGGCGGGGACGAUGGAGAGGGGGAUCAGGAGCGAGCGGGCGUAAUGACGGACGACAAAGAUCUAGCUAAAUGUGGAUUCUGGAGUGGGCUUUUUGGUGCGGGCGUAAUGGAACUCUGGGAGCAGUACGGUGAGUAUUUAGAUGCAUUGAAGGCCAAAGAUGCGGAUGCAACAACCCAACGCACGGAGUCGACGUCUUCCUGGCAAGGGUUAAAAUUACACCAAAUACCGAGAAAUAAGCAAAGCAUACAACUGAAAGUUUCGGAAGAGUGCGGGAGAGCAUUCGAUGUAACCAUGAACAGCAUAAUAAAAAGGACAGUGGACUAUAUAGGAUUUUCUGUGGGAUUGGGCAAAACCGCGGCAUUCAACUUCGCAUAUGUCCAACUUUCUCACGGCAUUUCUCACAAGCAGACAGUUUUCACAAGCAGACAGUUUUCACAAGCAGCUGUCCAAUUGUAA
This is a messenger RNA of Blastomyces dermatitidis ER-3, 1425 nucleotides long. RefSeq names its product PBSP domain-containing protein. The record is from RefSeq and is a predicted model, not a curated record. The transcript is spliced from 2 exons. NCBI's taxonomy places the organism in Eukaryota, Fungi, Ascomycota, Eurotiomycetes, Onygenales, Ajellomycetaceae. Bases 1 to 1425 code for a protein of 474 amino acids.